AUGGACGUUGACACCACACCUGCCGGCGCGCCCAUUGUCGACCGCGAAAAGACAGUGCCGUUUCUCGUACGGACAUUCGUGAAGAUCGGCGGCUUCCACCGCAUCGCCCUUUUCGAGGAUGGAACGCUCCCUACAACUGAUGAGCAGCAGCUCUUUACCUGGAAAGACGCGACCCUCCGUGAAGUAGUCUCCACAUUGCGCAACACCGCACCCCAUGUCCCCGAAUACCGCCAUCCUCUCGCGCGCUUCAGCUUCCGUACAGUCUACGCCGACUCGAGCACGAAGGGCCGCUUCUCCCAGAAGGACCUCGGCAUGGUCUACUCGCGCGACAUCCUCGGCGAGCCCGGCACCCUCGGCACCACCGCCCCGCGCCUGCUCGAGGACGACGACACGCCGCGCGUACCUGCAGAGAACCCAGAGAAAGCGGAGCGCACCCUCGACGAGCUGCGCUUCGUGCCCGGGGACUACCUUCUCGUCGCC
Schizophyllum commune H4-8 is the source of this 480-nucleotide messenger RNA. RefSeq lists its product as uncharacterized. The transcript is spliced from 3 exons. Gene Ontology annotation, biological process: negative regulation of DNA-templated transcription. The record is from RefSeq and is a predicted model, not a curated record. Gene Ontology annotation, cellular component: nucleus. The annotation marks the transcript as partial. Gene Ontology annotation, molecular function: transcription corepressor activity; transcription factor binding. Lineage: Eukaryota; Fungi; Basidiomycota; Agaricomycetes; Agaricales; Schizophyllaceae.